Molecule: messenger RNA, 783 nt
Organism: Rhodamnia argentea
Lineage: Eukaryota; Viridiplantae; Streptophyta; Magnoliopsida; Myrtales; Myrtaceae
Exons: 2
Coding region: 87-581 (164 amino acids)
Source: RefSeq, a predicted model, not a curated record
CCCCUCUUCUCUCUCUACAUAACCAGAGCAAGACACCGAUCACCCAACGGCAAAACGAUUCGCGAUUCGCGACAGAGAACGACGCCAUGAACGGAGGUGACGCCGACGACGAAGAAACCCUCGGCCUCUUGCCCAACGCCUGCAAAGUGGUGGAGUAUCUGGAGCCGGUGAUGUCGCGGGACCUCCUCUACAUGUUCCCGGACAACUCGUCCUUGGGCUUCGACUACUCGCAGAGCUCCAUCUGGUCCCCGCUCCUCCCCCGCUCCCACUUCCCCAUCGAUUCCGGCUGCUUCGCCACUCCGAAGAAGCUCUGCUUCGGGUUCGGUCACGAGAAGACGUCGGCGGCGAGGAAGAAGAAGGUUAAACUCUCGAUGAGCAACAAGAAGAAGAUGAUGAAGACGAAGAAGAAGUCGGCGAAGGUCUCUGAUUCGUCGCUGACUCCGACGAGCGUUGCCUGUGCGCCCUUCGCUAAAAAGGGCUGGGAUAAGGUGCUGAAGGCAGCAUCCAAGCAUUUCAAGAAGAAGAAGAAGAAGAGGGAUCCUACGGUCCAUGUGAAGCUCUCCAAUUAUUUGAAAGGCUGAGAUUUAUUCCUUUUCUUUUUUUUUUCCGCUAGAUUUGGUACUCGUGAUUCGUAAUUCUGUUCAGCUUCGAAUGACCAUGAAAUUUGAUGAUUCUGAAACUUACGUUGGAAUGAAAAUCUGUAACAUUCCGAAAGUUCCCAGAACGAAAAUUCUUGUAGCACUACAUCAUUCUCCAAUUAUGUAGAUUCUCUCUGUUCCUACA